Chenopodium quinoa (quinoa) is the source of this 1064-nucleotide messenger RNA. RefSeq lists its product as uncharacterized. The record is from RefSeq and is a predicted model, not a curated record. The coding region runs from base 129 to 707 and encodes 192 amino acids. Lineage: Eukaryota; Viridiplantae; Streptophyta; Magnoliopsida; Caryophyllales; Amaranthaceae. The transcript has 2 exons.
UUUUUUUUUUUAAAAAAAAACGGAGGAAUAAUUAACUCGUACAAAACUCGAAAGUGCGUACUGAUGGAACAGAAUGAAUCACAACCAUUUUUAUUAAGCAGCGUGUAAGCUCUUUCCCGCUCUUAUCAAUGGCGGCUUCCACCACAACUCCUACAACCUUCUGGGAUCCCGAAGACUGGGAAAUCGUCAACGACGAUGGCUUCGUCUACAAGCGCAAGAAGCGUCGCAUCGACCCUUUUUCCUUCCCUCGUGCGCCAGAUCCCGUACCAGAUCCUGCUCUUCAACUCAAGCAAAGAAGGAAGAAAAAACUUGCAACUUUGCGCAACUUAAAGGAGAAAUAUCAAACCGAAAUUUGUCUCUGGGACAAUUUGUCGAACACCUUAAAGACAAUGGAAGAUAGUGCUAAAUCUAAGCUUGAACAGGUUAAGGAGAAAGAUGACGAGGAGGGAGAAGGUUGGAAGGUUCUUGAAAUGGGUGGUAAAGGGUCUGCAUCUGUUGUUUCAGUCGAAAAAUGUUCUGGGUCUUUGGUUGAUGAGCUUCUUUUGCAGGUUGAAGCACAGGAAGCAAUAAUACACAGCUUUGAGCAACUUUGUGAUAUAGCAGAGUCCUUGUGCAAUGCCCAGGAGGAGAAGGUAAAAGAACAUUACUUUAAUCUCCCAAUUUGGGAUUCCCCUCGUGAACUUAUGGCAUCGCUCUGUGAAGAUUGAGUAUCGCUGGGCUCAUGCUGGCGAUGGUGGUGGUUGUUUAUGGAUAUAGAGCCCAUUGAAAUUCUUAGUGUAUAGAUGUAUUGUUAUGUGGAAAACGAGAAUUUAUGUGAAUGAAUGUUUUUAGUCUGUGUUCAUGUCGUUUCUCUGUUAUUUCUGUUGAAAAGAGGGAGAGGGGGUGAAAUCUGAUAAAUUAUAAUGGUGAACUUUUGCAAGUUAGACGCUCUAAUUUUAAACAUGUUGUGACCUGUAAUUUAACUGAAGUAGUGUACAAGGAUAGGUACUAUUUUUACUCAAACUUUGGUAUGUUUUUGUUUGGAACUUGAGUCUUGUUAUUAAAAAUACUCAGUAAUUUGGCUA